Messenger RNA from Striga hermonthica, 1329 nucleotides. The record is from the annotation of a GenBank genome assembly. NCBI's taxonomy places the organism in Eukaryota, Viridiplantae, Streptophyta, Magnoliopsida, Lamiales, Orobanchaceae.
AUGGCUAGUGGGAUAGUCAUCUCGUUGCUAGUGUUCGCGAUAAUCAUGAUCGUUUCGUGCGUCUGUGCUCGUCGGCGACGUCGGGAGAAGAUUCGGGAGAGGAAAGCAUUCAUAUCCGAGCUACGGGGUGCUGUGGCCCCGCCGAUAUUGCCCUUCAACGGUGCCGGUGCCCCCAAUCACUUGCAAACCUGGGAUAAGGCCGACAACCCCACCAUAGAGAAAUUCUUCAUCGAGCUGGCCCAGGAGAACCCGCUCCGCUUCACAGCCCGACAGCUCUGUGCCUUCACCAACAACUACACCACGGUCCUUGGCUCGGGGGGCUUCGGCCGGGUGUACAAGGGCGAGUUUCCCAACGGCGCCAAGAUUGCGGUCAAGGUUCUCAACAGAUCAGGCCCCACAUACAAGAGCGUCGAGGAGCAGUUCAUGGCCGAAACCGGCGCCAUCACGAGGACCCGCCACGCGAACCUCGUCCGCCUCUACGGCUUCUGCUACGACCAAUUCAUGAGCGCCCUCGUCUACGAGUUCAUGGAGAACGGAUCUCUGGACAGGCACCUGUUUGUUCCGAGCCCCGACCAGCAGCUGCCAUGGGAGAAGCUUCACGAGAUCGCCGUGGGGACCGCCAGGGGGAUCGCGUACCUGCACGAGGAGUGCGGGCGGAGGAUCAUCCACUACGACAUCAAGCCCGGAAACGUGCUCCUCGACAGGGACUUCACACCCAAGGUAGCCGAUUUUGGGCUCGCCAAGCAAUGCGACAGAGACGACACGCACGUGAGCAACACGGGCUACAGAGGGACCCCCGGGUACCUAGCGCCCGAGUUCCUGCGCCUCAACUUUCCCAUAAGCUACAAGUGCGAUGUGUACAGCUUCGGGAUCCUCCUGUUUGAAAUCGUGGGGAGGCGGAGGAACGUGAGGCCCAGCAGGCAGAGCUCGGAGGACAGCCUUGAUUGGUUUCCGAAGCAAGUGUGGGAGGAGUUUGAGAGGGGAGAUCUGAUGGGGUUGGUAGAGGCGUGUGGGACAAUGGAGGAGAAUGAUAGGGUUGAUGCCGAGAGGAUGGCUCGGGUGGCACUCUGGUGUGUGCAGGAGUCACCCGAGUUGAGGCCAACGAUGAGUGUGGUGGUGAAAAUGUUGGAAGGAGAGGUUGAGAUAAUGCUGCCACCUAAUCCGUUUAACUACUGGUUUUCAAAAGGGCCCAAUAAUGUGCUAGGACCACCGAGUCAUCUCCAGAGUGGUUCGAGUUAUACGACUAGUGAGGGUGCCAAUUCGUAUUGGUAUAAGCAGACUACUCCAACUAUGGCCGAGUAUGAGAUUGCUGUGGCUUCUCAUCAGUAA